AUGCCUGACCGCCCCUCAACCUUCUUUGCCAUGAGCCCGAGGAAGCGAGCACGCCCAAACCCCUCCGGACCCGCCACCGGCAGCACCGCCAGCCUGCCCGCAACCCUGAAGUCGCAGCCCAGCCUCCCCAGCAUCGGCCGAAGCCUGGCCACCGCCUCGGGCGAGACGUCGGCUGCGUCCGCUUCGUCGUCUUCCUCGUCCAAGGACCCUCUGCCCCCGCCGCCGACAACGACAACGACAACGACGACGACGACGACAAAGACGGCCCAGUCCAACGCACAACAACCAAAGACCCCCGCGAAGCAGCUUCGCAAGUCCACCUCCUGGUAUGGCUCGCUAGGGAGAAAGUCCUCGGCGUCGACUCAAGUUGCGCGAGAGACAAUCAUGGGCGGCAGCAUGAGAGCCGGCUCCACGCCAGAUUUCGCCCGCUUCGAGUCAAAGAGGAAUCCGGACCCAUCGGCCGACUCCGAUGCCCAGUCCAUACGGACAAUGCCCCAGAUCCCCGAAGACGACACCAACUCGAAAUCAUCUGCCAAACCGGGCAAGGAGGAUGGAGUGGUACUGGCAAAAGACACAAAGAACGGGAAGGGCUUGAGAAAGGCAUCAACUGCCUCCAGUGCGCCGGUUCGGCAGGAGGACACGCCGAAAGAACCCCAGGCGCAGCAACCCACUUCGCCGGGCGCGGCCCUGCGACCUUCGACUGCUUCAAGUUGGUUCGGGGGAUGGUUUGGCGCGCCAUCGGCAGAGAACACACAAAAGCCACCCGCCGACCAGGAUGACCCCAUGCCAGAUGCUCCCAAGGAGUCCGAAUCUGAGCCGACGGAAUCCAACCCAAAACCAGCAAGCGAGGACGAGCCGCCACGACCAGAGACCCCAAAGACCCCGAGACCCACAAGCUCGUGGUUAGGUAGCUGGUGGAACACUCCCGCACCGCCCGACAGCACGCAUAAAGAGCCACCAGCACCCUCGGUUGACGAGCCGCCUUCCGCGAAAGAGAGCGAGGAUGUGGUUAUGGAGGAUGCUGCCGCGCCGCCCCCGGCCAUGGAGAGUCAGCCGUCGGCUGGUUCAACCUGGGCAUUCUGGUCCCGUGAUACAGGUUCCAAGUCGGGCAAGACCAAGUCUCCGCCCGAACAGGGUGAACUCGCCGUCAUGGGUGAGGGGUCAGAGGCUAGCCCACGACGAUCCAUCGGUAUCGACGUGAAAGACGACGCUUCGGCCGUAGUGAAAGAGCCGCCUCUGAAGAAGGCCGUGAAGGAGUCGCCGACCAAGGCCGCCUCAUCCAAGAACAAGAAGAGGGUAAGGCCUCAGUCUUUGGAUCUGGAUGAGUCGUCUAGGCCAACGACGCCCGUCAACAAGACUGCCGUUUCAAAACCAGAAACACCAGGAUCUGUCAAAGCAGCCCCGCCAAACUUGCUUCUGCCAUCAUUUCACAACACCUAUCGUAUGAAACAGAACCCGUCCAUCAUCAAACAGAUUGCACAACUGUUGCUUAGAACGCAACAGCCGCCCGCGAAUCAUGUUUUCUUAGUCAAGGAGCCCCCAAAAAUCAAGAAGGCCAUCGCAAUCGGGGUCCACGGGCUAUUUCCAGCAACGUAUCUGCGUCCCAUGAUUGGGCAGCCGACUGGAACUUCUCUUCGGUUUGCCAACCACUGCGCCGAAGCGAUAAGGCGAUGGGCCGAUAGCCAUGGCUGUGAGGAUUGCGAAAUCGAGAAGGUGGCCCUCGAGGGCGAAGGCAAGAUUGCCGACCGUGUCGACAAUUUGUGGAAGCUGCUGCUCAACUGGAUAGAGCAUAUCCGGAGUGCCGACUUGAUCCUCGUUGCCUGUCAUUCACAGGGUGUCCCGGUAGGACUGAUGCUGGUCGCGAAGCUGAUCGACCUCGGCAUCAUCACAACGGCCAGGAUUGGGGUUUGCGCAAUGGCGGGCGUGUCCCUUGGCCCGUUUCCGGACUACAAAUCGGGCAUGGGGAUGCUCAUGGGUUCGGCAGCCGAGCUUUGGCAGUUCGCGGAUCCACAGAGCGAUAUCUCACAGCGUCUCGAGCACUCUAUCAAGACCGUCUUAGACCACGGCGCGCGGGUGACUUAUAUCGGAAGCAUCGAUGACCAACUGGUGCCCAUGGAGUCUGCAAUUUACUCGCCUGCGUCACAUCCGUACAUCUACCGAGCCGUAUUCGUCGAUGGCCGGAUCCAUGCUCCCGACUUUAUCGCUCACCUGGUCGGUUUUGCGCUGAAGCUUCGCAACAUGGGUAUAUCCGACCAGGGGCUUAUUCGCGAGCUUUCUGUUGCCCUUGCCGGGAGUUUGUAUUCAGGAGAGGGGCAUUCGCGUCUUUAUGACGACGACUCCGUCUACGACUUGGCCGUCUCGCACGCACUUGAGACGACGGUGGUCAACAAUGUCCCGUGCCGCAUCGACAAGCACGAGGGGUUGACCAACCCCAACCCCUACGUCCUCCCCUGGAUCAUGCGCGGCCUGCUCGAGGAGGACUUUGUCAAGACGGAGCUGUCGGCCGAGACGGCCGAGCUGCUCAAACAGUUCGACGAUUGGAAGCCCGUCACCAAGGCCCUCAAGGACAUCAAGUUCCGUCUAGAGGCCGUGAGGUCCAAGCUGUAG
This is a messenger RNA of Neoarthrinium moseri, 2607 nucleotides long. RefSeq lists its product as uncharacterized. Bases 1 to 2607 code for a protein of 868 amino acids. NCBI's taxonomy places the organism in Eukaryota, Fungi, Ascomycota, Sordariomycetes, Amphisphaeriales, Apiosporaceae. The record is from RefSeq and is a predicted model, not a curated record. The transcript has 3 exons.